Messenger RNA from Durotheca rogersii, 1598 nucleotides. RefSeq lists its product as uncharacterized. NCBI's taxonomy places the organism in Eukaryota, Fungi, Ascomycota, Sordariomycetes, Xylariales, Xylariaceae. The transcript is spliced from 3 exons. Bases 225 to 1340 code for a protein of 371 amino acids. The record is from RefSeq and is a predicted model, not a curated record. Gene Ontology annotation, biological process: 3'-UTR-mediated mRNA stabilization. Gene Ontology annotation, molecular function: mRNA 3'-UTR AU-rich region binding. Gene Ontology annotation, cellular component: cytoplasm; nucleus.
CUGUCCGCCCAAACACCAGAUCUGAGGCUCACAGCAACCCAUUCCCGUACCACUUUUCCCCUCUACUCUACGCACACCACCCAUUAAACGUUGGCCAACAAGAUUCCUGCGUGCGCGAUUCUCCCUAAUCUCUGGUCCCGUGAACUGGAACUCUGCCACCUCGCCGCCUACUCUUCAUAAUAUCACCUGCCCGUUCUCUCCCGCCGAACCUUACAUUCAUCAACAUGUCUGUCUCUCAGGAUGGUAUCCCGCAAAAUGGCAACGACGCUAUUCCUCCAAUGGAUCAGCUCAAACUAGAUGACGAGGGCCGCUUGGGUCCGGACGGCGAGCCCGCGCCCAAGACGGACGAAGAAUAUGCUGUUGCCCAAUUGACCCUUCGUGCCAUCGUUUCCUCGAAGGAAGCCGGUGUCAUCAUCGGCAAGGGUGGCAAGAAUGUCGCAGACUUGCGAGAUGAAACUGGAGUCAGGGCUGGAGUGAGCAAGGUCGUGCAAGGUGUCCAUGAUCGAGUCCUGACCAUCUCGGGCGGCUGCGAUCCCAUCUCGAGAGCGUAUGCCAUUGUCGCCCGAGCGCUGUUGGAGGGCGCUCCUGCGGUGGGAAUGGGAGGCGUCAUCCAGACUAGCGGCACGCAUCAAAUCAAACUCCUCAUCUCCCACAAUCAGAUGGGCACCAUCAUCGGCCGGCAAGGUCUUAAGAUCAAGCAUAUCCAGGACGUCUCGGGCGUACGCAUGGUUGCGCAGAAGGAUAUGUUACCGCAAUCAACCGAACGGGUUGUCGAAGUCCAGGGAACUCCAGAUGGCAUCCAACGAGCUAUUUGGGAGAUUUGCAAGUGCCUGGUAGAUGACUGGCAGCGUGGUACAGGCACGGUCCUCUAUAAUCCUGCUGUCCGAACCGCGCCUGGCGGUGCGGGGUCUGUUAGCGGGGUGGGCUACGGCUCGUCCAACAGGACCGACUACUCCAGCACCCGUGUGAUGCGAACAGGAAAUGGUGCCGAUUUCAGUAACGGUAGUUCGCGCCCGUAUAAUCGCCGUUCGGAUUCCGAUGCCGGCACCCGCGGCCCACCCACGCACGACGAGAACGGCGAGGAAAUUCAGACUCAAAACAUCAGCAUUCCUGCAGAUAUGGUCGGAUGCAUCAUUGGCCGUGCGGGGAGCAAGAUUAGCGAGAUUCGUAAGACCUCCGGCGCUCGCAUAUCUAUUGCCAAAGCUCCGCAUGACGACACCGGUGAGCGAAUGUUCACCAUCAUGGGGACCGCCAAGGCGAACGAAUCCGCCCUCUUCCUGCUGUACGAAAACCUCGAGGCCGAGAAGAUGCGUCGUAGCCAGGCGCAACCACCGGAGUAGUCCAAUACCGUCCCGCUCGAACUGCACGGCUAUCACGAAGGGGCUAGGGCUCCCCAUAUUUGUUCGGAGUAUUUUUACUGCUGGGUCUGAUUUGGUGACGUACCCCUACGCUCAGGGGCACUUCAGAUUUGACUGGCCGCAAGGCUGACCCCCCUCGGUUUGGGCGGUUUCCCCACGACAUGACGAUUCCCCCUCCCCCCUCCUUCGCUCUCAGGCAAAUCUCAUUAUCGCCUCGCUAAAACCCCCCUUUUCCUUAAU